AUCCAAUCUGCGUUGAAUUACAGUCGGAUGGAAACCGGAGCUGAUUCAUCUUGUGAGGGAUUUCAUCGAAAAUUCAGGUUUUUUGAUAGAUUCAUGGGAGAAAUGAUUGUGGAUGCCCUUGCAGUUGAAAUGCCCAACACUAAACAGUUAAUCUCAGUGUGGCACUGGCAAGUAGCCUCCAAAUGCAUGGAGACAUUCUUGAGGAAUAUUCUAAGCUUGCAGUGCUUCUUCAAGCAGGAAUUCAUGCUGCUUGGGUGUAGGAUUGGACAGAUUUGAGAACUCGGUGUAAAGAGCUGCAUUUGUUGAUGUCAUUCUUAUAACAGCAUGGCCAAUAGAAGGCUUCACUGAGAGCAUAGGACCUCUGCUAUAGAAGGUAAUCAAGAAGGCGAAGUCGCGGGAACUUUAUGAAACAAAUCGUGUCAAACGAAUAGUAAUGUCCGCUGUCACGUGUUUGCCUGUGAUUUGCUAUUACUACGUUGCACUCGGUAUUAUGAGUGAUUCAAAAGGAGCCGUUACAACUUGCAAAGUUGACCGCUGAGGAGAUAAGUUGGGAUUGCUUCAUUCUUCCUUUCAUUUUCCUUUCUGGUUCAGAUAUAUGCAUAUUUGGUUUUCCAUCACCUACUAGCUGCACAAUUUAGUCUAUUACAGAAGAACGAAAACAAGGUAUUCACAUUUGGUUUUAAUUCAACAGUAAAAUUGUUAUGCUUUAUGGUCUAUUUUCCCUCUUUGUAAGUAUGAAAAACUCCCAAUUAGGGCCAAUCUCAUUUACUAUCAUGAUUGUACAGCUUUUUCAGUAUUUCUGUUCCUUUAUUUAAUUGAUUAAUGGAGUCCCGAUGUUUUCUUUCACUCUGCAGAUAAUUUUUGUGGUUAGUCUUUAGUCUUUCUGCCAAUAAAACUGUAGUUCUCUUGUUUACUUUUGUUAUAGUUCAUAGUUUAAUGUGUUGAUUCAUCUAUUUCUAAUGACCUUCCUAAAAUUUCUAAUUUUAAGUCCUUGAAAUGUGUUGCAUUCUGAAUCAUUCUCUUCCAGAAAAUGGUGAUUUUCCUUGACUUAAUUUUCUUUUGCUCGGACAUAAUUCUGCUACAAUUUAGCAUAUGAGUUCGCCCGUUUGCGGUACAAUCAUGAAAGUAAACUCAGUUUCUUUUGCUCGGAGUAACUUUUAUGAACUAAACUUAGCACCAGUUUCUCCACAACAUUUAAGUUUAUAGUUAGAUUACUGUUUAUGCGUUUUCUAAUUCAUUUUUUCUCUGUUAUCGAAGUGAGUUAUCAUUUAUUUAAAAUUCCUAGAAUUUUGAUGCGAAGGGAGUUCCAUUUGUUGUUAUAUCGUGCUGAAAAUUUCUAAUUUUAAGUGGCCUAUGUCAACACUCUUAACACAGGAGGCUAAAGACUGCUGUUGUCAUGUCUGAGAUUGGGAACGAGUUCGCCCGUUUGCGGUCUGACUAUGUGCCACCAAUUGGACACAUUGAAGAAGUUAUGAUCAACAUUUUGUCCAGGCUUCCUGUGAAAACAGUUGUAGCGUGCAAAUGUGUUGCCAAACAUUGGUUGAAAUUGAUAUCUGAACCACAAUUUCCUCAUUUGCAACUAAACUGGUCGAAGAAAAAACCAAAAUAUAUCAUAUGUCCUUAUCCUGAGGACUAUGAUACGAUCAAUCAUCUAUGUCUACUGGAGGAAAAUGGGAAAAUCAUUGAAGAUGUCCCCCUUUUUGGUUUUGACGAAGUUUGCUCGCCUGAGAUAACUUGUUUCUUGAAUGGUCUCAUAUGCAGUGUGAAUGAAGAUAGUGAUGGUCUGAAUGAUGUGGACAUCAACAUUUUCAACCCGAUUACUCGUGACUCCAUAGUACUUCCCAGAGGAAGUCCCUCGGUAGUAAUUCCAUCGGUUGGGAUUGGUUUUGACCCCAAGAGUAAUGACUUCAAAGCAUUUCGCUUCUUCUCGGAUUCAUCUAAAGGGGAAGAUGUUAAGUAUAAGUGUGAGGUAUACACCUCUGGUUCUACUGCAUGGCGAAGAAUUUCUGAGGAUGUGCAACGGCCCCAGAGUAGUCCUGUUAACCCAUUCUGCCCUUACUAUGCUAGUAUAGCUGGAACAGUUUACUGGUUUGUAUGGGCACAAGAUCAAUCUGGGACUCCUGUUCGUAUUCUCUCAGUUGACAUGAACGACAGCUUCACUGAGAUCAGCCUGCCCACCCCGCUGAAUGAGUGGAGUUUCUUGACUGAAAUAGAGGGCUGCUUGUCAGUGGUUCACUUUAGUAAUCCAGAAACAAUUGCACUGAACCACCAAUAUGAAGAUCCUUAUCUUGAGAUAUAUAAAUUGGAGAACUCCCGGUGGCACUUGAGAUCUAAGUCCACCAUAGAUCUUAUCAACGUCCACAGCAUCAACUCAGUUGCUGCCAGGGAUACUGAAAUAUUCUUCAUCAUUAAACAUGAUGAUGAAUCCAUCUGCUACCUCAUCUUCGAUUUUGUGGAAGAAACCUUCACGACACUUGAUCUGGAUGAGCAAUUUGAGGGUGAUUGUCCUGUUGCAUUUCCAUUCGUCGAAAGCCUCCUCAAGUGUAGCGGAGCUUAGGCGAGACAGUUUCUGGACUUCAGUUGCGGUGUUCGUCUUCCUUUAAGUUUGCAACUCUCUGCUUGGAAUAAUUUGCUGGUGGAAAGUGAAAUGGAAUAAGACUGUGAGGUUCCAGUAUUUGAAGCCCUUUCCUUUGUGUUGUGUGUUUAAUGUUAAGAAUUUCUUAUAAACUGAAUAAUCUGCAUUUAAAUAUGAAUUUAAGACUUGCAACUAUGUGAUGGUAAGUUGUGAUGAAA
This is a messenger RNA of Salvia hispanica, 2793 nucleotides long. The record is from RefSeq and is a predicted model, not a curated record. Lineage: Eukaryota; Viridiplantae; Streptophyta; Magnoliopsida; Lamiales; Lamiaceae.